This is a messenger RNA of Nothoprocta perdicaria, 2877 nucleotides long. RefSeq names its product protein tyrosine kinase 2 beta (gene PTK2B). The record is from RefSeq and is a predicted model, not a curated record. Lineage: Eukaryota; Metazoa; Chordata; Aves; Tinamiformes; Tinamidae. Gene Ontology annotation, molecular function: protein tyrosine kinase activity; ATP binding. The transcript is spliced from 29 exons. The coding region runs from base 214 to 2835 and encodes 873 amino acids. Gene Ontology annotation, biological process: protein phosphorylation; signal complex assembly. Gene Ontology annotation, cellular component: focal adhesion; cytoskeleton.
GUGAUCAAGUCCAUCCUGGUGAGCGGCCGCAUCGGGCCYGACAUCAAGCUGGCCGAGUGCUACGGGCUGCGCCUCAAGCACGUCAAGUCGGACGAGAUMCACUGGCUGCACCCGGACCUGACGGUGGGCGAGGUGCAGGAGAAGUACGAGUGCCUGCACCUGGAGGCYGAGUGGAGGUACGAUCUCCAAAUCCGCUACCUCCCGGAGGAYUACAUGGAGCGUUUCAAGGAGGACAGGACCACGCUGCUCUACUUCUACCAGCAGCUCCGCAGCGACUACAUGCAGAACUACGCCAGCAAGGUGAGCGAAGGCAUGGCCUUGCAGCUGGGCUGCCUCGAGCUCAGGAGGUUUUACAAGGACAUGCCCCAGAACGCCCUGGAUAAGAAGUCCAACUUUGAGUUCCUGGAGAAAGAGGUGGGCCUGGACCUCUUCUUCCCCAGCCAGAUGCAGGAGAACCUGAAGCCCAAGCAGUUUCGGAAGAUGAUCCAGCAGACGUUCCAGCAGUACGCCCUGCUGCGGGAGGACGAGUGCAUCCUCAAGUUCCUGCACACCCUCGCCACCUUCGCCAACAUCGACCAGGAGAGCUACCGCUGCGAGCUCGUGCAAGAGUGGAACAUCACCGUGGACCUGGUCAUCGGGCCCAAGGGCAUCCGGCAGAUGACGAGCAAGGAGGCCAAGCCCACCUGCCUGGCCGAGUUCAAGCACAUCAAGUCCAUCAAGUGCUCGAAUGUUGGGGAGGGCAGGGCCGUGCUGCAGCUGGGGCUGGCGGGCACCCCCCAGUCCCUGGCUAUCAAGACGUCCUCUCUGGCYGAGGCGGAGAACAUGGCUGAUCUCAUAGACGGCUACUGCCGGCUGCAGGGCGACCUGGAAACCUCCCUCAUCGUCUUCUCCCGGAAAGAGAAGGAGAAGAGGAUCAGCCUGCCACAGAUCCCAUCCCAGCACCUAGAGGAGAGAAAAUCCGUGCUGUCAGACAGCAUAAGCGUGGAAUCUGAUAUUUAUGCUGAAAUCCCGGAUGAUCCCUCGAGACCGCGGUCUGGAGUCCAGUACUAUGGGAUCUCCCGGGAGGACGUGGCGCUGGGCAGGAUCCUGGGGGAAGGCUUCUUCGGAGAGGUGUAUGAGGGCAUCUACACCAACCCGAAGGGGGAGCGGAUCAACGUGGCCGUGAAGACUUGCAAGAAGGACUGCAGCCCGGAGAACAAGGACAAGUUCCUGAGCGAAGCGGUGCUGAUGAAGAAGCUGGACCACCCCCACAUCGUUAAGCUCAUCGGCAUCGCGGAAGAGGAGCCCACCUGGAUCAUCAUGGAGCUCUACCCCUACGGAGAGCUGGGGCAGUACCUGGAGCAGAACAAGCACUCGCUGGCCGUGCCCACGCUCAUCCUGUACGCGCUGCAGAUCAGCAAAGCCCUGGCUUACCUGGAGGCCAUCAACUGCGUGCACAGGGAUAUUGCCGUGAGGAAUAUCCUGGUGGCCUCUCCAGAAUGCGUGAAGCUGGGUGACUUUGGCCUCUCCAGGUACAUAGAGGAUGAGGAGUACUAUAAAGCAUCCGUGACCCGUCUCCCCAUCAAGUGGAUGUCCCCGGAGUCCAUCAACUUCCGCCGCUUCACGACGGCCAGCGACGUGUGGAUGUUUGCCGUGUGCAUGUGGGAGAUCCUGAGCUACGGCAAGCAGCCCUUCUUCUGGCUGGAGAACAAGGACGUGAUCGGGGUGCUGGAGAAGGGCGACCGCCUGCCCAAGCCSGACCUCUGCCCGCCCGUCCUCUACACCCUCAUGACGCGCUGCUGGGACUACGACCCCAGCGAGAGGCCCAAGUUCAAGGAGCUGGUCUGCAGCCUGAGUGACAUUUACCUGAUGGAGAAGGAGCUUGCCAAGGAGCAGGAGAGGAAUAAUCGCCACCGGCCUCCCAAAAUCAUGGAGCCACCGGCAUUCCAGGAGCCRCCCCCAAAGCCCAGCAGGCCCAAGUACAAAGCGCCGCCCCAGAACAACCUCCUGGCUCCCAAGCUGCAGUUCCAGGUGCCCGAGGGCCUGUGCGCCAGCUCGCCCACGCUCACCAGCCCCGUGGAGUACCAGUCGCCCGCGAGCUCCCUGCACACGCCGCCGCUCAACCGCCACCACGUCCUCAAGCGCCACAGCAUGAGGGAGGAGGAUUUCCUGCGGCCCAGCAGCCGGGAGGAGGCACAGAAGCUCUGGGAGCUGGAGCGCCUCAGGAUGCGGCAGCUCCUGGACAAGCAGCAGAAGCAGAUGCUGGAGGACUACCAGUGGCUGAGGCAGGAGGAGAAGGCCCUGGACCCCACGGUGUUCGUGAACAACAACCUCCCGCCGCUGCUCCCGGAGAAGGAGACGGAUUACACGGAGUUCACGGGGCCGCCGCAGAAGCCUCCGCGCCUCGGCGCCCAGCCCAUCCACCCGGCCCCCACGGCCAACCUGGACCGCACGGACGACGCGGUCUACGGCAACGUCAUGGAGCUGGUGCGCUCCGUGCUGCAGCUCAAGAACGAGAUCAGCCUCCUGCCCCCCGAGGGCUACAUCCUGGCCGUGAAGAACGUGGGCCUGUCCCUGCGGAAGCUCAUCGGCAGCGUGGACGAGAUCCUGCCCGCGCUGCCCRCGGCCUCGCGCACCGAGAUCGAGGGCACCCAGAAGCUGCUCAACAAGGACUUGGCUGAGCUCAUCAACAAGAUGCGCCUGGCGCAGCAGAACGCCGUCACCUCGCUGAGCGACGAGUGCAAGCGGCAGAUGCUCACGGCCUCCCACGCGCUCGCCGUGGACGCCAAGAACCUCCUGGACGCUGUGGACCAAGCCAAGCUCCAGGGCAACCUGGCCAAGCUGUGCUUGGAGUGAGAGGAGAGGCCGGGCAAGGCCCGGGCGAGGGUUGGGGACGGA